AUGUCUUCCUUCCAGGUGAUACCGACAGUAGUUUAUCUCAUGUCACGAAUCGCUGUUCACAUGGAAAUCGAGGGCACGGCUCAAUGUCCAUCCCAAGUCAUGUUGGCUGCAGCACUAGGCUGUGAAGAAUUAGGAAUAUCAAAUAAAUUGUUAGCACAAAGCGUAUUCGGGCUGUGGAUGUCAAGUCCACUUUUAGAAAUUCAAUUGAAGCCACACCAUCGGCCAUAUGCAGUGCGUAUAGCUUGGCCAAAUCUACUUGAGAAGCACACUCAUGGAAACGAGCUCGAAAAAUGUUCUGAUGAACCGAUGACGACACUGAGACGAAAUGUUUUCUAUACUCGACGUGACGAGGAAAAAAUAAAGGAUCCUCGGAUAUUAGAGCUUUUAUAUGAAGAAGCAAGGCACAAUGUUCUUCUUGGAAGAUACAUUAUGGAGCCAGCACAUUCAAUUAUGCUUGGUGGUAUCCAAGCGCGCAUUGAAUUAGGACCAUACAAUGUUCAUACACACACCGUUAGUUACUUUAGAGAGAAUCAAUUUAGAUUUCUACCAGCGCAUGUGGCGAGAAGCACGAGCUUGUCAUGGCUUCCUUACAGUAGACAAACAUCAGCUGAAGUAAGACUGUUAGAACAAUUUAAACGUGUACCAACAACAGCAACGACAAGAAAAUUGAUGCGCAAAUAUUUGGAAUUUUGUUGGGCACUUCCAUUUUACGGUGCUGCCUUCUUCCACGGCCAAGUGGAGCAACCAGUUCGAGGUCUUAUGAGUCUGUUUCAACAAAAAGACAUUCCCGUUCUGAUAGCAAUUAAUGAGAAAGGAAUUUAUGUAAUCGAUCACGUCGAAUGUACUCUCCUACUUGGACUGAAAUAUGAAGAUUUAUCAUGGGAUUUUGGUAAACCGCCGAAUGUCAAUGAUGAUCCCGAGUGUUUGCCUUGUUUAUUUAUACAGUUUGGUGCUGUUGAAAAUGGAAUCACUGUUACAAAGCUGAUGCAAAUUUUUUCGAGACAAGCAGCAAUGAUGGACGCCUUAAUUUCACAUUUUGCCGAUCAAAUGCGACGUCGGAAAGACGGUGAAGCUGUCGACAAUGUUGCAGACGAUGAACCAAAUCCAAUUCAAAACAACGGAUUGGGUGUAUUAAGUAACAAGCUGUCUCGACUAACACUCGCCACAUUCGAUGAUGAAGGACGCUGUAUAGGACAAAUGGGCUCACUAUCAAUAAGCUAUUAACAUUUAAUUAUCAUUUUUGAUGAUUUCAUUUAAAGAGAACCUUGGAAGAUGUAAGAAAAAAAAGUAUUGAUUGAAGCUAUUCUAAAGUGUUCGGAAUGAAAAGCAAGCAAGCUUCAUAAAUAUUUCUCUUAUUCUUCACUCAAAAUGCUAAUGAAACAUUAUAACC
Messenger RNA from Clunio marinus, 1390 nucleotides. The record is from the annotation of a GenBank genome assembly. NCBI's taxonomy places the organism in Eukaryota, Metazoa, Arthropoda, Insecta, Diptera, Chironomidae.